Messenger RNA from Staurois parvus, 340 nucleotides. The record is from the annotation of a GenBank genome assembly. NCBI's taxonomy places the organism in Eukaryota, Metazoa, Chordata, Amphibia, Anura, Ranidae.
UCAUGCUGCUGCCAGGUCCAGAGUGUGUCAUGGGUCCCUGUACGGCCUCCCAUUGCUGCUGUCUCCAUCGCCACACUCUGCCAUGUGCCACUUUCAGGUCUCCUCACACUGCUGGUGUGUUCCAUUUUGUCAUAGGGUGCUGGCAGAUUACGGGCCUCCCAUUGCUGCUGCCAGGCCUGUAAUCUGCCAUGGGCCCCUGUACCGCCUCCUCAUGCUGCUGCCAGGUCCAGAGUGUGUCAUGGGUCCCUGUACGGCCUCCCAUUGCUGCUGUCUCCAUCGCCACACUCUGCCAUGUGCCACUUUCAGGUCUCCUCACACUGCUGGUGGGUUCCUUUUCUGU